This is a messenger RNA of Fusarium subglutinans, 390 nucleotides long. RefSeq lists its product as uncharacterized. The record is from RefSeq and is a predicted model, not a curated record. NCBI's taxonomy places the organism in Eukaryota, Fungi, Ascomycota, Sordariomycetes, Hypocreales, Nectriaceae. The transcript has 3 exons. Bases 1 to 390 code for a protein of 129 amino acids.
AUGAACACUGUCAAAUCUUUCUGGCUGGGCUGGGGCUCUCUUUGCGUCGGUAAAUACCCUCACAAUUCCUUCUUCCCUAAUACAUCAAUUGACCAUAUCAUAGCUGGUGGCGGUGCCUACUACUUCGCUAAGCAGCAGAUCAACGCCGACCGACAGGCCAAGAUGGAAGCCCACCGCAAGAAGAGACAGAUGAUUGAGAACUUGGAAACCACAGAGGGCAACGGAAGCCCUGCCCGCACCGAUAGCACGGGCUCCCCAAGCCAAGAAGCAAGCAGUGACCCUGCCCCUACGAGACAUGCGCCCGAGACUGAGAGCCAGCGAAUUGGAGAGAAGAGCAAAUACGAAAGUGCAAGUGUAUACCGAAGUCCAAAGGGAGAUCGAUUUUCUUAA